Caenorhabditis remanei is the source of this 999-nucleotide messenger RNA. RefSeq lists its product as uncharacterized. The transcript is spliced from 3 exons. The record is from RefSeq and is a predicted model, not a curated record. Gene Ontology annotation, molecular function: protein binding. The coding region runs from base 1 to 999 and encodes 332 amino acids. Gene Ontology annotation, biological process: embryo development. NCBI's taxonomy places the organism in Eukaryota, Metazoa, Nematoda, Chromadorea, Rhabditida, Rhabditidae.
AUGAGCAAGGCGUUUUCCCUCUUGAAGCUCCCACGUCUUGCUCUAGACGAAAUUCUUCUCACGAUGAGACCGUUUGAAUUAAUUCAAUUCUCGAUGACAUCUUCCAAAACGAGAAUUAUUAUGAAAUAUUUGUUGAGAACGAGAGUAAACUUGAAGUAUAAACUUCUUGUGAACACUUUCAAUGAACCGAAAAUCACAGUGUUAGGGUCGGACACGUUUUUCGAUUGUAGACUAACUUCCGAUAAGUUGAGAAGCGAGCAAACAGAAUAUUUCGAGGAUGCACAUGGCUUAAAAGCUGACAGGAUUUGGAUGUAUUCUGAGAAUGUGAUAAUGGACUGGAUGAAACUGUUCAAGAUAGUCACGGAACUGUUCAAUUUUCAACGUCAUGCCGUUUCUUUUCGUCUGGACACAUUUCCAGAUCAAAAUAAGACCAUUAUUGAUUUGAUAAGAUCUCAACUCUCAUUCUCUCAUUUUUUUCGGUUCGAUGGAAAAAUUGUAGCCGAUCAAGAUGUGGAAUACGCUUUGAAGAAUAUCAAUGUCACUGAGUUUUUAAAUUUUAAAUGCGCUCUAAGUAAUAACUUCCAACUAAAAAUAUCAAAAACUCUUGAGAAGAUUACUGUUACCGAUGGGAAUUGGUUGAAUUACAAUUCAUUGAUUCAAUUAAAAGCUUAUGAACUAGAAAUAAAAGGAUCUAAAAUCACAAAUGUGGAAUUGAAUGCAUUUCUGAUUAGCUGGAUGUCGUCGGACAUUCAUCAAGACCUUGCACAUCUCGAAAUUCCGGUCAGUGACCCAGAUAGACUUGAUUCAAUUUUUGAUCUGCCCCAUGAAAGAAUAGACGACGAUGUAAUCAGACAUGGUAAAACUGUGAAAAAUGAAGUAUUCCGUAUGCGAGGUGGAAUUGAUAUCAAGAGAAAUGAUGGAGCAACUGGAACAAUUUAUUUCACAAUGGACGGUGACCAGUUAAUGUUAAACAUGAUUGUCUUUGCAUUAUUUGUCUAA